AGACUGCAUUGAGAUUUCAGAGAGAGAAAGACUAGUGCCUCCCAUUAAGGAACCAGAAUUAAUUAGAGAUCUGAGGAGGAGAGGAGGAGGAGCCUUCUGCAAUUCCCUCGUACAAGGGGAAGCCGGAAACAGAGAGAGAGAGAGAGAUGGGAUGCUCUUUUUCUGGUCUGAAUGCCCUCUACGACGCCGUUAAUGGUGGGGGAGAUGUUUGGAUCAAUGAAAACCGGUUCAGGGUCAUCAGGCAGCUAGGUGAAGGUGGCUUUGCUUAUGUAUAUCUUGUCAAAGAAAUCCCUUCUUCUGACCCCUCCUCCAAUGCUGGCCUCUCCAAAAAGUUCAAGAAUUCUUCUCAUUUAUCUGAGGAUGGAACUUAUGCAAUGAAGAAAGUUCUCAUUCAGAAUACUGAACAGCUGGAGUUGGUGAGAGAGGAGAUCCGAGUUUCAUCCCUGUUCAGCCAUCCCAAUCUGCUUCCUCUCCUUGAUCAUGCUAUCAUUGCAAUCAAGGCCCCCACACAAGAUCAGUCUUGGAAGCAUGAAGCUUAUUUGUUGUUUCCAGUCCAUUUGGAUGGGACUUUGAUGGACAACUCCAAGACUAUGAAGGCUAAGAAGGAGUUCUUCUCUACCUCAGAUGUUCUUCAAAUCUUCCAUCAGCUUUGUGCAGGAUUGAAGCAUAUGCACAAUUUUGAACCUCCAUAUGCACAUAAUGAUGUUAAAGCUGGCAAUGUACUUCUGACACAUAGAAAAGGGCAAGCACCUCUUGCAAUCCUGAUGGAUUUUGGAAGUGCUCGUCCUGCCAGGAAGCAGAUUCGAUCUCGUUCUGAGGCCCUUCAAUUACAGGAAUGGGCAUCUGAGCACUGUUCAGCCCCUUACCGUGCUCCUGAAUUGUGGGAUUGUCCCAGCCAUGCAGAUAUAGAUGAAAGAACUGAUAUCUGGUCACUGGGAUGCACUUUAUAUGCAAUAAUGUAUGGCGUAUCUCCAUUUGAGUAUGCACUUGGAGAAUCUGGUGGGAGUUUACAGUUGGCUAUUGUAAAUGCACAAAUAAAGUGGCCAGCUGGGCCUAAUCCUCCGUAUCCUGAAGCCCUUCACCAAUUCGUGACAUGGAUGCUUCAGCCACAACCUACAGUACGGCCACGAAUCGAUGAUAUCAUCAUUCAUGUUGAUAAGUUGAUCGCAAAGUUCUCUAAGUGAAGAAAUGGGAACUAGAAAAAUGUUGGUUUAAUUAUACAGGUGCUUUAUCUAUCUUGUUAUAUUUUGGCAUGUGGGUAAUGAAAGUUAGUUCUUAUCAAUCUUUCACUAUUAUGGUUAGUUUGUGAUAAGAAGAUUUAGCAAGUUCUCAGUUCUCAUUUCACAUUUAGGAGAGCUCUUGGCAAUUUUUUUGUUUUUUAUCUCCAUCUUGUCGUUGGUGUAAUAGGAAUUGAAUACAUCAGUCAAGUUUGAUGCCGUAAUGAUACCAAAAUUUUACUCAAAAAUUUUCCC
This is a messenger RNA of Coffea eugenioides, 1472 nucleotides long. Its product is annotated as serine/threonine-protein kinase 16. NCBI's taxonomy places the organism in Eukaryota, Viridiplantae, Streptophyta, Magnoliopsida, Gentianales, Rubiaceae. The transcript has 6 exons. Gene Ontology annotation, cellular component: cytoplasm. Gene Ontology annotation, molecular function: ATP binding; protein serine/threonine kinase activity. The record is from RefSeq and is a predicted model, not a curated record. Gene Ontology annotation, biological process: protein phosphorylation. The coding region runs from base 147 to 1184 and encodes 345 amino acids.